AUAUAUAUAUAAUGGGCCAUCUACUUUAGACGUCGACCUUGAAAUUCAUACGGAUCUGUUUGUUCUAGAGGUUUCGAUAGUUUAGGUUUUUUCUUCUACUUCUCCAGCGAUUGAAAUGGCAGGUGGCAAUUUCAUGGGCAGAUUGAUGUCAUAUGUCAUCAAUGAAGUCCUUGUCAACAGUCUUGCAAAUAGUCAUGCUUUCCAAAGAUUUGCUGUCAGGACCUCCAAGAAGAUUGAAAACAUCUCUAAAAUAGCUCAAGAGAAGAAAGUAGACAUGAGUGAGCAACUGAAAGAUUUCUCAAAGAAAGUUGAAGAGAACUUGAAGAAUCGUCAGUAAUUCAAUUGGAUACCGAUACUUCACCCGCUUCUCAUGGCGCUAGCAUAGAGAUCUUGAACUGUGUAAAAACAUACAUAUUACGACAACCUGUGACCAGGUUGUCGGCUCUGUAAAAAGAAUGCUCACGAUUUUUGUCAAUUCCUUGAAUCAGUUUGGAACCUGAUGUAUUAAGCACUGUGUGACAAGCUAAAUAACGCCCAUGAGUGAUGGGCAUUAUUUAUAAUAACUUAGAUGCCAGAAAUUAAUGUUAAUUACCGAAUUGCUAGUUUUUAACAGAUAAUAAAUCAAGCUAAGGGCUAUGCAAAGAGAAA
Amaranthus tricolor (Joseph's coat) is the source of this 648-nucleotide messenger RNA. RefSeq lists its product as uncharacterized. The record is from RefSeq and is a predicted model, not a curated record. Lineage: Eukaryota; Viridiplantae; Streptophyta; Magnoliopsida; Caryophyllales; Amaranthaceae. The transcript is spliced from 5 exons. The coding region runs from base 116 to 337 and encodes 73 amino acids.